GUCGCUGUCCCGGGAACACCUUUUCCUGCAGGAACAGCCAGUGCGUGAGCAAGGUGAACCCAGAGUGUGACGACCACUUGGACUGUGCCGAUGGUUCUGAUGAAGCCCACUGUGACUGCGGUUUGCAGCCGGCCUGGAGGGCUGCAGGGAGGAUCGUGGGUGGCGUGGAAGCGUCUCCCGGGGAGUUCCCGUGGCAAGCCAGCCUCCGAGAAAACCACGAGCAUUUCUGCGGGGCUACGGUGGUGAAUCAGAGAUGGCUGGUGUCUGCCGCACAUUGCUUCAACGAGUUCCAGGACCCGACGGAGUGGGUGGUCUACGUGGGCACGACCUACCUCAGCGGCUCCGAGGCCAGCACCGUGCGUGCCCGGGUUUCACAGAUCAUCAAACACCCCUUUUACAACGCUGACACAGCUGACUUUGACGUGGCCAUGCUGCAGCUGGCCAGCCCGCUGCCCUUUGGCCGGUACAUCCAGCCCGCCUGUCUCCCAGCCGCCUCUCACAUCUUCCCACCCCGGAAAAAGUGCCUCAUCUCAGGCUGGGGCUAUCUCAAGGAAGACUUCC
This is a messenger RNA of Chrysochloris asiatica (Cape golden mole), 561 nucleotides long. RefSeq names its product transmembrane protease serine 9-like. The annotation marks the transcript as partial. Gene Ontology annotation, molecular function: serine-type endopeptidase activity; protein binding. The transcript has 3 exons. The record is from RefSeq and is a predicted model, not a curated record. Gene Ontology annotation, biological process: proteolysis. NCBI's taxonomy places the organism in Eukaryota, Metazoa, Chordata, Mammalia, Afrosoricida, Chrysochloridae.